CAAGGUAAUGCUCACAUAAUUUUUAAAUGCAGUGAUUAAGGAACGAUAACGAUAAUAUAAGAUUUGCAAAUAUUAUAAAGAGAAAUGUUUUAAAAAAUUAACAAAAUAAAAUUUGCAAAAAAUGUCAUCCGCUAUAUAUUUGGAAAAUUAUUUAGAUGUCUUAUCCAAUAUAGGAUUAGAGUCACUGCCAACAGAAUUAGAAAGAAAUUUCAAAUUAAUGCGUAAAUUAGACGACAGAGCCCAAACUGCAAUGAAGAGCAUCGAUAGUCGGGCUAAAGAGUUUAUGCGCAAAUUGGCAGACACUUCAUGUACCAUGACCGAGGAAGAGCGCAAAAAAUGUCUCUCUGAUAUACAACAAUUAUUUGGUAAAGCCAAAGAAUAUAGUGAUGAUAAAGUGCAAUUAGCUAUACAAACUUAUGAGUUGGUCGACAAACAAAUAAGACGUUUAGACAAUGAUUUGGCACGGUUCGAAGGAGAAAUACAAGAGAAGGCAUUAUCCACCCGCAGCAAAUCGGAAGAAGCACAAGUUAAAAAAGGACGUAAAAAGACUAAAGACACCAAGGCAACAGGUAAAAGAAAGCGAGCCGCUUCUUCUGAAGAUGAGGCGAAUGCUAACACUGCUACCACUGCAACAACAAUCAGUGGGCAAGGUAGCAAAAAGAAAAAGCAGAAGGUAAAUCAAGAAAAAGAAUCACGCAAGGGGGGUCAAAAGAAAAAUAUUGAUUUAGACGAUUCUGAAAAGGAAUCUUGUCAUACUGCAGCUACACAUCCCAGUGAUGUUUUGGAUAUGCCGGUUGAUCCAAAUGAACCCACAUAUUGUUUAUGCCAUCAAGUUUCUUACGGUGAAAUGAUAGGAUGCGAUAAUCCAGAUUGUCCCAUUGAAUGGUUUCAUUUCGCUUGUGUCGGUCUUACAACGAAACCGAAGGGAAAAUGGUUCUGCCCAAAAUGUACGCAAGAUCGAAAGAAAAAAUAAUUUUUUUUUUCUUUUUAUUUACAAAAAAUUUAAAUAUUUCUAUAGAUGGUAAGACAAAAAAAAAAACUUUUUAUAAGCACUAUUUUUUUAAGAUUUUUAUAUGGCUUUUAAAAAGCAAGAUUCUAGGUUAAGUAAAAUAAAACUUAAAUAAUUGUAUAUCACCCCAGCUGUGACGGUUACACUAAUGCGGUUAUUUUUAAAAAGUAUUUUUCACAUAUAUACAAAAAUCAAGGCAUGUUAUGUUGUCAAUAUUGUAAAUGUAUUAAAUUUGUUUUGAAAAUUUUAGCUUCACAUUUAUGUUUUCACGCCUUAAGAUGGAUGUCAUGUGUUUCCUAAUUUUUUAUUUUUUUUUUUGCUUUAUAUUUACGUCUGUCAAAACAUUUGCGUAGUUGACCGUCCUAAAGUGCAAAUCUCCUUUUAAAUGUACACAUGGAAAAACAUAAUCAAUCAUUCGUCUAGUAUUUCUUUUUCAUUUGUUGAAUAUUUUCAAAAUUUUAUUGCCACUAAAAGUCUAAAAUAAA
This is a messenger RNA of Glossina fuscipes, 1494 nucleotides long. RefSeq names its product inhibitor of growth protein 5 (gene Ing5). Bases 122 to 973 code for a protein of 283 amino acids. Gene Ontology annotation, biological process: regulation of DNA-templated transcription. The transcript has 5 exons. The record is from RefSeq and is a predicted model, not a curated record. Gene Ontology annotation, cellular component: nucleus. NCBI's taxonomy places the organism in Eukaryota, Metazoa, Arthropoda, Insecta, Diptera, Glossinidae.